This is a messenger RNA of Exophiala viscosa, 2355 nucleotides long. Its product is annotated as 26S proteasome regulatory subunit N3. Lineage: Eukaryota; Fungi; Ascomycota; Eurotiomycetes; Chaetothyriales; Herpotrichiellaceae. The coding region runs from base 321 to 2063 and encodes 580 amino acids. Gene Ontology annotation, molecular function: enzyme regulator activity. The record is from RefSeq and is a predicted model, not a curated record. Gene Ontology annotation, cellular component: proteasome regulatory particle, lid subcomplex; proteasome complex. Gene Ontology annotation, biological process: regulation of protein catabolic process; ubiquitin-dependent protein catabolic process. The transcript has 3 exons.
CAUUCACAUUCACCUUUUGACUUAGCCUUAAACCUCUACAGACUGUUUUGCUGCAUUCAAGGGCAACCUACACGGCCAAACGCAUUUCCGAGCUGACCUUCCACGCACUCCGUCCGAAAGCUACUUGACACAAGUAACGCCAAUUGAACAGCGCACCCGUGCAUCUGGACAGGUUUCUUCAAUCCGUCCUUCGCAGUACAACGAUUCAGAGCAGAUAACUGAUCUCUGCCUUGACGUUGUCAGGCUUUGGCUGAGACUGCGCCCUCGAAUAUCCUCCGGUACGAGUUCCGAACAGACCUUGAAGGUCUUCCGCUGCGGAAAUGAGCGGCGACAAACCCCAUAUGAAUGGAAACGAUCCUUCCAAGAAAGGUACUGAUGGUUCUCAAGACGUUGAGAUGAAGGAACAAUCGCAAAACUCGAAAAAGACUUCGAAACCGAACAAGGACAAAGAUGGCGAUGAUGAAAUGACUGUGGUGGUUCCGCCAUCUAAAGGAUCGUCCGCGCCGACUGCUCCUGAUAAAGCAACAGAGGCGGACCUGACGAACGGCGCAGCGGAUGGCGAGGAGACGAAGGAGACCGAGCCUCCUGUUGAUCCGCAAGAGAAAGCCAUUUCAGAGAUCAAGGCCAAUCUUCCCUUAUUGGAACGCGGAGUCAGCCAAUUCGAUCCUCGGUUCAGCUUGCGGGUCCUUCGCUCGAUAUCUUCAGUCCGAAAACACUUGUCCGCAUAUGUAGUGGCUACAGUCGUUACAGAUACUUACCCAACUUCAAGCGCAACUGCGAUAUCCCUCCUAAGCGCCGUCAAGGACGAUCCAUCUUUUCCCUCGCAAAAGGUCGAGGAGUGGCAUAGCAGAAAAGAGGGCCUACAACAGAAGAGUUCCUCGAGGGAAACUUUGCCAGAAAUCGAUGUCUACCUGUCAAUCCUAGUGCAGGUCUAUCUUCACGAUAAGAAGGCUAUCGACGCGGGUGCGCAGUUCUCGAGUGCUCUUGUUGAGCACCUUCGCACACUCAACCGUCGGACCCUGGACUCCCUUUCUGCACGUGUGUACUUCUAUUACGCGUUGUUCUACGAGGAAAAGUCACCACUACCACCUUCGCCUGCGGCCGCCGUCAUUGCCAUCAGAAAGAGCCUUCUUGACGCGCUAAGGACUGCUACGCUACGAAAAGAUCAAGACACUCAAGCGGCUGUUACCACUCUACUCCUCAGGAACUAUCUGUCGACUUCCCACGUCACACAAGCCGACUUGUUGAUUUCUCACACACAAUUCCCAACCACUGCCGCAAACAAUCAGUAUGCACGCUAUCUGUACUACCUCGGACGCAUUCGAGCUAUCCAACUCUCUUAUACCGAAGCACACGAACAUCUUACUGGGGCCACGCGGAAGUCGCCAACGACUUACAAAGCCAGUGGAUUCUACCAAGUAUCUACUAAGUUGAUGAUUGUGGUCGAAUUGUUAAUGGGAGAUAUCCCGGACCGUGCUACCUUCCGCCAACCAAGCCUCGAGAAGGCCCUGCAACCAUAUCUGCAACUUGUCCAAGCUGUCAGCUCGGGAGAUGUGAUUGGGUUCCAAAAUCUUGUGCAACGAUACAAUUCCACUUUCCGAAAAGAUGAUACAUACACACUUAUCCUCAGGCUCAGACAGAACGUCAUCCGAACGGGAAUCCGUAUGAUGUCUUUGUCCUAUGCCCGGAUUUCUCUGCGGGACAUGUGCUUGCGAUUGGGCCUGGACAGCGAAGAAUCUGCAGAAUACAUUGUGGCCAAGGCGAUUCGGGAUGGAGUGAUCGAGGCUAGCCUUGAUCACGAACGUGGCUACAUGAAGAGCAAAGACGUCGGGGAUGUGUAUGCCACAAGCGAACCUGGCGAUGCCUUCCACGAACGCAUUCAGGCCUGUCUAGCUCUGCACGAUGAAAGUGUCAAGGCCAUGCGUUUCCCCAUGAAUCAGCACAGAUUGGAGCUCAAAAAUGCUCAGGAGGCACGUGAGCGGGAGCGGGAGCUCGCGAAGGAAAUCGUCGAGGGGGAAAUGGACGACGAUGACGCUCCUGGCGGCGACUUUGAGGGGCUCUGAGUGACACGCCGUGUCAUAGUGUACUGUACAAGUGGAGCAGGCGCCCUAGUAUCAUAUCGCCAUCUUAGACGUAUGCAGGCUGGCGAUGGAAGCAUAGCCAGGAGAUCAGCCAUCAGGCACCAAGCAUCAGGCAUCAAGCAUCAGGCAUUCGACGGAAGAGAAGGUGCAAGGAGUUACAAAGUUUCCAAGGUCCAUUGCAUUCAGACCCAGAAUGUACUUAGUGGCCGGCAGGCUCAGCAAUGGCAUGCUCGCAGUAGCCACUGUAUUGUAAUCAUGUCCCAUUCCUUGCCAC